This is a messenger RNA of Etheostoma spectabile (orangethroat darter), 3733 nucleotides long. Its product is annotated as heat shock protein DDB_G0288861. The record is from RefSeq and is a predicted model, not a curated record. Lineage: Eukaryota; Metazoa; Chordata; Actinopteri; Perciformes; Percidae. Bases 38 to 1639 code for a protein of 533 amino acids. The transcript is spliced from 4 exons.
UUUCAAUACGUCAGUAUACGAACAAACCCUUGAGAAAAUGUUGAGAUCCAGUUCUGGACAACCAUUCUUUGCUGGACGAAGGAGUGAGAGACCUUCGUCUCCUGAAGACCUCCACCCUCCCUCCACCUCGAGGGAGCACGGACGAAGGGGUGAGAGACCUUCGUCCCCUGAAGACCUCAACCCUCCCACCACCUCGAGGGAGCACGGACGAAGGGGUGAGAGACCUUCGUCUAGUGGAGACACCAAUCCUUCUAACACCGUGAAGGGGCACAGCCAAAGGGGUGAGAGCCAUUUGUUUUUUGCAGGAAAUAAGUCCUCUACCAUCAGGCAGCAAGCACGAAGGGGUGAGAGCCCUUCUCCUUCAUCCUCUGAAGACGAGCAGUCUUCUACUCCAAGGUGGGAGCAAGAAUGGAGCGAUGAGAGCUCUUCUUCAUCUUCUGAAGACAACCCGCCCUUUACCACCAGGCAGCAAGAUGUGACCUUGUUCUACAUAGGCAACAUCCCUACUAGCACCAUGAAGGAGCUCACGCCGAAGGGUGAGAGCCCUUCUUCAUCUUCUGAAGAUGACCAGCCUUCCACCAUGAGGAGGCAGCAGGAGAAAACAGUUGAGAGCCCUUCAUCAUCUUCUGAAGAUGAGCAGCCUUCUGCUCAAAGGCAGCAGCAAGAAUGGAGGAGUGAGAGCUCUUCUUCAUCUUCUGAAGAUGAGCAGCCUUCUACCACCAGGCAGCAGCAAGAAUGGAGGAGUGAGAGCCCUUCUUCAUCUUCUGAAGACGAGCAGCCUUCUGCUCCAAGGCAGCAAGCACAAAAGGAUGAGAGCUGUUUGUUCCACACAGGCACCAACCCUUCUACCACCCCGAAGGAUUACAGGCCAAAGGGUGAGAGCCAUUUGUCUUGUGCAGCAAACAAGUCCUCUACCAUCAGGCAGCAAGUGCUAAGGGGUGAGAUCCCUUGUCCUUCAUCCUCUGAAGACGAGCAGCCUUCUUCUCCAAGGUGGCAGGAAGAAUGGAGCGAUGAGAGCCCGUCUUCAUCUUCUGAAGACGACCAGCCUUCCACCACCAGGCAGCAAGAACAAAAGGAUGUGAUCUUGUUCUACAUAGGCAACAUCCCUUCUAGCACCACGACGGACCACACACCAAAGGGUGAGAGCCCUUCUUCGUCUUCUGAAGACGAGCAGCCUUCUACCACCAGGCAGCAAGCACAAAGGGGUGAGAGACCUUUGUCUCGUGGAGAGUUCAACCCUGGUGAAGGCCCCUCCUCGCAUUUGGCAGAGGGGUGUUUAGAAAGAGAAAAUGAGAGGUGUGAAAACAGCCAGGAGGAGGAGAGGAGAACUUUUGGUUGGCUUUCAAGACUAUACAUUUGGUGGCUCAAAUGUAAGAUAGACCGCACCUCCAGAAAAAUCCAAUCAACCUUUGUGGAUGAGCGCAAGCUCCUUCGUUAUGGUUCCCUCGUAAAUCCAAAGAAAUUGGCAGAAUACGAACGGCUGCUUGACCGAAGGAGGGAGCUGGUCACGUACAAACGCAGACAACAAUGUAAGGUGGAGAAGGAAGUGACGAAGCAAAGGUUGAAGCUGGAGAAACAGGUGAAGGAGAUGGAGAAUAUCUCUGAGUUGUGCUGCAACCCAGAAAGCCCUGAUCUGUAAAAUCUUUGCCAAGGGCCAACGGCAGUCAAGUCACGCAAACUCGGACUUGAUACAUCAUAUACUGUUUAAGAGAAAAGGAGAGCAAUCAAAAAAAUCACACAGAAUAGAGAGAAUAGAGAGAUGGCAAAAAUUUCAGAUUUGACAAAACAAAAGUAAAAUAUUCUUUCAAAACAUUAGCAACCACCAUCAAAUAUCCUCGCAACCACUUGAUAACACCCUAGAUGUUGGCUUUAAUUCAACUAUACAGUUAAAAAGCAUUAUGCAAAUAACAGUGUCCUAACCUACAAGACUUAGACUUCUCUUUAUUGAUCCUGUUGGGAUGACUCCCGCAAGGAAAUUGAAAAUUCCAGCAGCAGUUUUAGCAAGAAAAAAAAUAGAUAAAAAAGACAGUAUAAAGACAACAAAAUAACAGUAAUAAUAAUAAUAAUAAUAAUAAUAACAAUAAGAAUAUUCGGCAAAUAAUGCCACUUGACCAAAUCUUACUCAUCCUAACCUAGCCUAAUUUAACCAAGGUUAGCCCAACACCUAUCCAAGUAAUUAUUGGAUCGGUAUAAUAGUAAUAAUUUAUCCUAGGCUUUGUGUCAGAGACAUGUUAUAGCCCAAUGUGAGUUGGAGCAGCCAUCGGCCACCCCCAAAACCCAGCACAAGAUGAGAAGAUGGGUGGAUGGGUGGUUAGACUGACUAACAGUGAUGGGAGUAACGUGUUACAAAUGUGAUGCAAUUACAGUAAUAGAAUGCAUUACUAAUACAAUUCCGGUAAUAUUAUACCCGUUAAAAUCGCAAUCACAAACGCAUUUUAGCAUUUUAACUUCACAUUUAGUGGCGUUUGUUUUUUCAAGAAUUCACCAAUACAGCAAGUGUCAUUUCCUAUAUUCUGUGUAUAAUAACACAUAAAUAACAAAUAACAACAUGUCAGGAAUUAAUGUCCAGUCUUGCUACACAUAAUAUAAGUAACUAUAGCGUAGGCUACUUUGAUUCAGUUGUAAGGUGCUUUUAAUUGAGCAUUUCAAUUAAUUUAAUCUUAGUAAUUAGACUACUUCUAGUCCACCACAAUUCAGAGUCAAGUAGGCUAUUGUACGUUUUACUUAACUGUUUAUUUUAUAGCUUAAGUUACUUUGCAGCUUUAGAUUAAUAACACAAAAUAAUUUCUGAUUUAUUGAAGUGGAUAAAGAUCAGACUUUGUUGAUCCCGUGGCGACAUUCACAAGUUACUUGCCAAGUCAUACUUCUGCUUUUAAUUUUAAAGUAACGCUAAAGUAGUUUAAAGCAUUAUAAUUUAGAGACAGUAAAAUUAAAAUAUAACUAAUUACUCUCAAAUGACAGUAUCUAGUAAUCAAUAAUGUAUUACAUUUUGGAAGUAAUUUGCCCAACGCUGCCGACUAAAGACAGAAACCCCGAAAUCCUGUGACUGUGGGGUUCCUUUUGUGCCAAAAUGAAGUCAACAUGCUUACUUACUGUCUAUGUCUACGUGUCAAUGUCUUUGUCGACUCGUCACAUGACUCAACAUUUGUCUGUGUCAACUCAACUUACUCCUGUCGUCUGUUGCCCUCCUUGUCAUGUGACUGUGUCGCCUUGCUGCGUCCAUGGUGACUUGGUCAUGACUGUCGAUGCUUUGUCUCGUUUCGCUCGGCCGUUACUAUGUGGUGUUUCAAGGUGUUUUUGUGAUUGUCGUCCUGAUGUCAGCAUGGACGCAGCAAGACGACACAGUCAAAUGGCAAUGAGGGCAACAGACGACAAGAGUAAGUUGAGUUGACACGGACAAUUUUUGAGUCAUGUGAGCAGUCGACAUAGACAGACGUAGACAUAGAGAUAUAGACAUGGACUUCUCAGUCUUAGACUUCUCUUUAUUAUUCCUUUUGGGAUUAAUGAAAUGACAAGAUGGGCAACAGACGACAGGGGUAAGUUGAGUUGACACGGACAAUUUUUGAGUCACGUGAGCAGUCGACAGACACAUAGACACAUAGACACAUAGACACAUAGACACAUAGACAUAGACAUAGACACAUAGACACGUAGACACAUAGACAUGGACAUAGACACAUAGACACAUAGACACGUAGACACAUAGACAUAGACACGUAGACACGUAGACACA